CUUCUUUAAUUAUCUUUCUCUUCAAAUCAUUAUCUUCAAUCAUCCAUGGCGGACUGGGGUUUACAAGCUGUGAUCAGACCUAAUGAAUACGAUGACCAUCUGCAAGAUCACGAAGAUCAUCAUCAUCAUCAUCAUCAACACAAUCAUGAUCAAGCUUUUGGAUCUAUUGAUAUGAAGAAAGAAUAUGAUCAAGCUCUUCUCUUCUGUUACCCUCAUCUCUUUGAUCAUCAUCAUGAUUAUGAUCCUGAAACCACUAGCACAACAGCAGUUGUUGGAGGAGAAUUAGAUCAACUUUACAAGCCUUUUUAUCCACUUUAUGAAACUAAUGAGAUCGAGUUUCCUCCUCCUCCUAUGCCUGUUGUUUCUGCUGAUCUUCAAACCAUUCAUCAUCAUCAUCAUCAUCAUCAGGAUUCUGAUCAAGAAGUUCAACAUCAAGAACAACACAUCAGGAGUUUUUGUGAGUCUGCUUCAAAACCCUCCCAAAUUGCACCAAAGCUCAAAAAAAGGAAGAAUCAACAAAAGAGGGUGGUGGUUCAAGUAACAGCUGAUGGGUUAUCUUCAGAUCCAUGGGCUUGGCGUAAAUAUGGUCAAAAACCAAUCAAAGGCUCCAUCUAUCCAAGAAGCUAUUAUAGAUGCAGCAGCUCAAAAGGGUGUAUGGCAAGGAGACAAGUCGAGCAAAGUUGCACCGAUCCAAGCAUCUACAUUUUAACCUACACUGCCGAUCACAACCAUGCACAACCAACUCGCCGGAACUCGUUGGCCGGAAUUACCCGUAACCGGUUCAAGAUUACUCCAAAGAGCCCCACCAUUAGCGACGGUUGUAAAACCGUCACAGUUUCAAAGGACUCACCCUUUCAUUCUCCAACAACCCCUUCUGUUUCAUCCAUUGAAGAUGAAAUCCUCCAACAAUCAAACAUCAAACAAGAGACAAUGUUUUACAACAAAUUCGACGAUCAAGAACAUACAAUGAUGACAGGAUUCAACGAUGACGACUUCAUGAUAUAUAGAGAUGAUUUCUUCGAAGAUUUGGAGGAUUUGGGAGGGUUUAAAAUGGAUUCAUCAUCUUAUAAUUGCUCAAACCAGCAAUUUCCUCAUGUCUUCUCAUGACUAUGAAUUUCUUAAAGUUUACUUUUGCUUUUUCUUU
Messenger RNA from Cynara cardunculus var. scolymus (artichoke), 1144 nucleotides. Its product is annotated as probable WRKY transcription factor 29. Gene Ontology annotation, biological process: regulation of DNA-templated transcription. Gene Ontology annotation, cellular component: nucleus. Bases 46 to 1107 code for a protein of 353 amino acids. Gene Ontology annotation, molecular function: DNA-binding transcription factor activity; transcription cis-regulatory region binding. The transcript has 3 exons. The record is from RefSeq and is a predicted model, not a curated record. Lineage: Eukaryota; Viridiplantae; Streptophyta; Magnoliopsida; Asterales; Asteraceae.